This is a messenger RNA of Caenorhabditis sp. 36 PRJEB53466, 4331 nucleotides long. NCBI's taxonomy places the organism in Eukaryota, Metazoa, Nematoda, Chromadorea, Rhabditida, Rhabditidae. The record is from the annotation of a GenBank genome assembly.
AUGGCCACUUUCGAAUCGCUGGCUUAUCCAUUCAAACGGACUAUUCAAUUCGAAGUUGAUGAUAUAAAAAGAGUUGAUCGGUGAACGUCGUGGCAGCAGUGUUCAAGUCGGAAAAAGCAAAUGGUGACAGAAAAUGCAACUUGUUUGUGAAACAAGUAUUCCAAUUUAUAGGGCUGUCCAAGUGGGCGCUGAAUGUUCUAAAUGGACCGACAAUGAAAAAUAUUUGGGUGUUUACCUGACGUGUUCGUCUGACAUUAAGGAUGAAAUGAGAAUUUACACAUCUUAUCAUACCCGAAUCUUGAAUCUCCAAACUUCUGGAAAGACGGCGAUCGACAAACGUCGAACAGACGUGUAUUCGGGCAGAAAAAAAUGGUUCAAAUUUUCGAAACGUGUAAUAUUCGCGAGUUGGUACAGAGAUGAAUUUAUAGGAUGGUUAAAAUUUUUGAAAUGGAGUGAAAUCGACCAGUACACUAAGGACGGGAAGCUUUUGAUCGAAUGCGCACUCCAAAUUGGUUCUGAAACGGGACUGCCGAGACGAACAAUCGACUUCACAGCCGAGAGACCUAAUUUGGAGGAUAUUGCCAAGCAUCAUGGACAUUAUCUGGACACGCAAUGAUAAUUUCAGAACGAAGCCAAUGCUAUGGAAACAAUAAAACUCUCCGCAACGCUAGAGGAUAUCCCCGAAAACACUCAUCUUUUUAGUGAUUCGGUUUCCGUCGGUGGACUGCCAUGGUACUAUAUUUCAUCACUUUUAAUACGAAACCCCACGGAACCCCAGCAUUCCAAUGCGCAAGCGAGUUGUCAAUGGGGCGCGCUUGCAUCCGCCGUCGGCUCGGAGUUUCUUUUUUCAAUUGAAACCCAGAAUUCUUUCGUUUUUCUCUUAAUCAACACUCAAAUUUUGUUCUUUGCGAACCGUGCGGCGAUUGUGUGAGUUAAAAGCAUCGAUUUAAGCGCGAAACGGAGCAGAUUCGUUCAGAAUUGACCAAAUUGAGGGAUUUUGCCGAAAAAUACUGAAAAAACGGAGUUUUAACGAUUAUUUGCCGAAUCGACACUGGCAUUCGAACCGUCCCGUCAACAAGGAGUUUAUUGCGCAUCUUUUAAGCGCUCAACCGUCGAAAAAUAUACAGAAUUGAGAUAAUUGAGGCAAAUUUUCGAUUCCAAAGGGAAAAAAUUCUGUAAUUUUCACAUAAAACGUUUCGAAAUUGAUGACGAAGCAGUUAAAAUUUUAUUUUUUAUUCAUUUCUAAUCAUUAUCAUUAGUUUUGACACUGAUUGGUUCUGAAAAGAUGGGGAUAAUGCAAAAAAAACGGGAAAAUUGAAAUGGAGAACUCUACAACGACGCUCCGAAAUUACGCGUUACGCGCCUUGUUUAGCGCACCUGAAUUGCGCCAAGGGAAUUUUUUAUUGGAACGGGCUGGGGUUCCGUGAACCCAGUAAAUUGUUCAGUAAACUAGAACUGCGGAAACACAAAGACAAUAAUGCAUUCCAAUUGGUUGCCGAUUUGUGCGUUAACCCAAACGACGAGAGUGAUUGGUGGGCGUGUGAAGCGGAUCACGAAGCCAGAAUCGUCUCUACGACCGGAUCUCAUUAUACGCUGUACACUGCACCGAGCUGGUUUUACAAGAAUCACUGGAUCGGGGAAUCCGUUCGGAUGGAUUGGGACGAGCUUCUGCUGCCACAGAAUGGUUACGUCAGAAACGGAGUGAUAACCGUCGAAAUGCGUGUUGGAAUGCGGAGAGUGAUUGGAGUUGAUGAAGCAACCGGAUGCGAAAAAUGACAGAUUUCGUUCUAUUAAUGGGUUUUGAAAGGUUUCAUGUUGCUAAGAACGUGAGAUGACUAGCUGAAAUUGAAGGAACAUAAUUUGAGGUUCAGUGUCUUGCUCAACAAUCGCCCUUUUUCAAUAGAUUGUUCGAGGGGCAUCCAGAAACGUCCGAAUUCGAAAUAUCGGUCAAACUUGAAGACUUUAUCACAUUUCUGGAGUUGGUUCACAAUUGUGACACACACAUUUUAGGUAGGCUUGCACAAUACAUAUUCGAUUCAGUUGAGUAAUCCAUUCAAUUUAGAAAAAAACAUUGAAAACGUUCUGGAACUCAUUCAAAGUUACGAAGCAUUCGAGUGCUUCGAACGGUUCGAUCUGGUUUUGAAGAAGAUGGAAUUGAAGGACACGAUCAAAGUGUUACACUUGGUCGACAAGUACCGAUUGCCCGAACUGAGGGUUAGUUAUCUAUAUAAGAGUUAUUCAGAAAAUCGAUCAGCUGGUUCCAGAAAGUAUUCCUACGCAAACUGAAAGAUGAAGCGCUGCUCAAAACGGUGUUGAGCAGCGCCAACUACAAAACGUUGAGCAAUGAGAUGAAAGUGGCGAUAUUGGAGUGGAAACUGGUUCCGGAGGUCAUUUUACUUUACCGCAUUUAUGAUUGGGUAUUUUAAUCGUGUUCGUCUGACCGCAACUAUAUAGAACUCAUCUAACCCGUCUGGACACUUAAAUUUUGAUGAUGGACGCCUUUACAAAGCUCGGCCCAUCAAUAAUCUAUUGUAUUUCCAGGAAUCUCGAACAGAAGAGGUGGCGCCGACCGGAUACCGCUUCAGUACUGAUUUCGAGGAAAACAGAGUCUUUUGUGAUGUUAUGAUCCAAGUGGAAAGAUUUGAAUAUCAUGUCAGUAAACAGGUAGGUCCGAUUUGGGCGUUCCACUCGAAACGUCUAUUCAUCUGCCAGAUCCUGGCGAACAGUUCGCACUACUUUAUGAAGAGGUUCUACGGUCCGUUCUCUGAAAAUGAAGAUGUAAUCAGAGUGUUCAAAGUGGCACCGUUUCAAUUCGAGAAGCUUCUCACGCACAUCUACCAUCCAAGCCGUCCAGUCACAGGUAAUCCUUGCCAUCCCUCCGUCAAACAACCAUUGCACGUACCAGAGUUGAGCGGAACAACUCAACGGAAGAAUUUUUAUCUUUUUUUGAAAAUUUUUUCUUGGAAUUUGAUCAACUGACGAAAUGUAUAGCAAAGUGAACUGUGCUCAUAGAAAAAUAAUUGUAAAUUUAACUUUUCAUACAAAAAAGUUAUUCGAGUUGUUAUUCGUUUGCUCUUUUUUCACGGAACAACUCGAAUAACUUUUUUGUAUGAAAAGCUAAAUUUACAAUUAUUUUUCAAUGAGCACAGUUCACUUUGCCACGGAACUCCAGCAUUCCAAUGCGCAAGCGAGUUGUCAAUGGGGCGCGCUUGCAUCCACCGUCGGCUCGGAGUUUCUUUUUUCAAUUGAAAACCAGAAUUCUUGAGUUUUUCUCUAAAUCAACACUCCAAUUUUGUUCUUUGCGAACCGUGCGGCGAUUGUGUGAGUUAAACGCAUCGAUUUAAGCGCGAAACGGAGCAGAUUCGUUCAGAAUUGACCAAAUUGAGGGAUUUUGCCGAAAAAUACUGAAAAAACGGAGUUUUAACGAUUAUUUGCCGAAAAUCGAGUUCGGACACUGGCAUUCGAACCGUCCAGUCAACAAGGAGUUUAUUGCGCAUCUUUUAAGCGCUCAACCGUCGAAAAAUAUACAGAAUUGAGAUAAUUGAGGCAAAUUUUCGAUUCCAACAGGAAAAAAAUCUGUAAUUUUCACAUAAAACGUUUCGAAAUUGACGACGAAGCAGUUAAAAGUUUAUUUUUUAUUCAUUUCUAAUCAUUAUCAUAAGUUUUGACACUGAUUGGUUCUGAAAAGAUGGGAAUAAUGCAAAAAAAGGGAAAAUUGAAAUGGAGAAACUCUACAACGACGCUCCGAAAUUACGCGUUCUCGCGCCUUGUUUAGCGCACCUGAAUUGCGCCAAGGGAAUUUUUUAUUGGAACGGGCUGGGGUUCCGUGCUUUGCUAUACAUUUCGUCAGUUGAUCACAUUCCAUGAAAAAAUUUUCUAAAAAAGAUUUAAAAAAAUUCUUCCGCUCAACUAUGGCACGUACCCUUUUCAGUCGCAAACUUCGACUCACUGCUCGAAUUGGCUCACCAGUUCUCAGUGCCCCGACUCAUGGAUAAAUGCGAGGAGUUUUUGGUGCUGAGCCACACAAUGAAUCCGAUUGACAAACUCGAAUACGCCGGAAAGUACGAUCUGCCAUUUCUGCUCGAGUCGCACGGCGCGGCUUUUGCGACGUUCACCAAACGUUUGAUCCUCAGUCUGUGCAUUUUGACACGCCGGUGUUGCUCUGCGUACAGUGCAUUUUAUGUUACGCGCAAAGUUCUUUUUUUUUAGUUUUUGAUGAAUUUUCUCCAAAUAUUCAUCUCUUUAAAGCGUUUUUCUCCACUUUCUAACGCAAUUAGACCUUUUUACAGAUUCCAGGUGAAGUAAUACGCGAAGAGAAGUCGAUGCGAUGA